CUCCGCUCGCUCGUCCCGGACUGACGCCGUCACCGUGACGUCAUCGCGCUCUGCCCGCUUCCAAGAUGGCGGCGGCGGGCGGGCUGCGGCGCGCGGGCUGGCGGCUGUGGCGGGCACGGCGCGCGGUGGUCAGGUGCCAGCAGUACCCACCACUCCGCACUCUCCAGGCCUCAGCCGCGCUCAGGGCAGCCUCCGAUGAGCACAAGAAGGAGCCAUGGGCAUCCUCCUCCCAGCAACACUUUGAGUCACCUCCAGCUGGGCACCAGCCUGAAGAGAAGCCUCAGGGCCCUCACCCCAGUUACACUGGCCAGGGCGGCCAGGAGUCUGAGGACUAUGAGAGCGAGGAGCAGCUGCAGCAUCGAAUCCUCACAGCGGCGCUGGAGUUUGUGCCUGAGCAUGGCUGGACUGCAGAGGCCAUUGCAGAGGGAGCCAAGACCCUGGGCCUCUCUGUUGCUGCAGCAGGGCUGUUUCACAGCGAUGGCAGUGAACUGAUCCUGCACUUUGUGUCUGACUGCAACACCAAAUUGACCGAGCUGCUGAAGAAGGAGCAGAAACUAGUGCAGCUGGGUGAAGCAGAGAAGAAGCCUAUAGAUGAAUUCCUGAGAGAUGCUGUGGAAGCCAGACUGAGGAUGCUGAUUCCAUAUAUUGAGAAAUGGCCCCAGGCCCUGAGUGUCCUGCUGCUCCCACGUAACAUCCCUUCCAGCCUCAGCCUCCUCACCAGCAUGAUUGAUGAUAUCUGGCACUAUGCUGGGGACCAGUCCACAGAUUUUAACUGGUACACCCGGCGGGCAGUGCUCACUGCCAUCUACAACACCACGGAGCUGGUCAUGAUGCAGGACUCGUCCCCCGGCUUCGAGGACACCUGGCGCUUCCUGGAGAACAGAGUGGCUGAUGCCAUGGCCAUGAGCAAUACAGCCACUCAGGUACAGUCCACUGGAGAAGCUGUUGUCCAGGGCCUGAUGGGAGCUGCAGUUACUAUCAAGAACCUGGCGGGGCUGAACCAGCGCCGGUGAGGAGACGGCGGCGGCGAGCACCGGAGCGGCCGCGCCCGGCCCUUCCCCGGCACCAAUAAAGUCGUACUCAGCCUG
This is a messenger RNA of Zonotrichia leucophrys gambelii, 1088 nucleotides long. It is a transcript of the gene COQ9, whose product is annotated as coenzyme Q9. The transcript is spliced from 9 exons. Lineage: Eukaryota; Metazoa; Chordata; Aves; Passeriformes; Passerellidae. Gene Ontology annotation, molecular function: lipid binding. The record is from RefSeq and is a predicted model, not a curated record. Gene Ontology annotation, biological process: ubiquinone biosynthetic process. Gene Ontology annotation, cellular component: mitochondrial inner membrane. The coding region runs from base 66 to 1013 and encodes 315 amino acids.